AUGCGCACUACAGUGAAGAAACUUCCAAAAGCAGCAUCGGGAAAGACAUCUUCAGGAUUGACUGCGAGCUUUUUUGACAAGGAAGAAGACAGAAUAGCGAACAAGGAUUUAUUUGUCAAGCCAAAAGAGGUUGAAAAAGUUCAGGAAGAACCAAUGGAAGUCUCAGAAGAGCAAGAAGAAAAGGAAAGGAUAAACAAGCGUCUUCUCAUCCAAACUCAGGACGGAGCAAAAGUAAAGGGCGUCGGAAUCGCGAAAAAUCUACCGCAAGGAUUCUACGACGACAAGACGAAAGAUGCGACUAUUCGAGGGGUUGAAACGCCGGCGGAUAAAGCAAAAAGAGAAUGGAACGAGUUCACCAUGGCGAUAAAUGAAGAAACAGUCAAGUCGAAUCAGAUGUUGGAAGAAGAGGAUGAAAGUUUCAACUUUUCAAAAGAUAUUGAUGAAGUCGAUCAACAAAUCGCCAUGUUCUCUAAGACCAAAGACCUUGCCGAUCGGGUGAAAGAACUGCGCAAAAAGCGCGAAGAACUCCGCCAAAAGAAGCUCGAAGCAGUGGAAGAUGAAGAAAUGUCCUCCGGCUCCGAAGAUGAAGUCGAUUGGAGGCAGCAAAAUAUUUUUUAA
Messenger RNA from Oikopleura dioica, 618 nucleotides. NCBI's taxonomy places the organism in Eukaryota, Metazoa, Chordata, Appendicularia, Copelata, Oikopleuridae. The record is from the annotation of a GenBank genome assembly.